AUGGCUCCUCAACGCGCCUCUUUGCGCACAGUUCCUUCCACUCGUCUUAAUCCACCAUCCAUCCACUUCAACCGUGAAAAGGUCAAAGCGGGUAAUUCUGAGACUGAGCCACCUCGCGAAACCCACUUCAUCUUCAAGCAGUUCGAACUCUCAGCUUCUGACCUUUCCAGUGAAAGCUCUCUUAUUGAAACUCCACGAUCAUCUGAGCAGGCUUCCUCCUCCAUAUCCACUUCCCAUCUAACUGACGUCGUUCACUAUACAAAGCGAAGGCGUUUACAAACCGAAGUAGACACUUUCGACUCUUAUCCUUCCCAUCAUCGUCACUCUCACUUCACCAGCUGUGCUCCCGGACCUGAAGAGUUUUUUGGCCUUGAUCACCAAAAGUACCCUAGAGAUCACAUUUUCCAGAAUUUUGAACAGGGUUCUGCACGCUCCAGCCUCGAGACAAUACUGCCCACUGAAUUUCCCUAUCGCGGAAAAACGGGUUCCUGUAACAGCAAAAGGCUGCGGGGGAAAGGGUAUGUCGGUGGUAGUUCUACGGAGGAUAUAUUCAGUGAUCAAAACCAACAGGCAGACGCUGGGCUAUUCUCAUCGACUGCGCAUCAAAAAGACAUCGAGAUGCCGGCUGAUCAAGGUGAACAAACUCAGAAGACCCUCGUAACAAAGGUUUUAAUACGUGGGUCACGAGGUCAAGAAGAUACCGAUGCACCCGGUGGUAGUGGUGGUUCAAGUUGGUUCCGAUCAUUCACGUGCUUUGCCAACAACGAUGAGGAUGAACAAGUCGCAAUAGAUCUUUCUGGUGGCUCAAAUCAAGUCAGUAAGACGAAUCCGCACGCCUCAGUGUCUACUCCAUCUGGGCCCCCAGGCGCUUAUCUCCCUGAUGGUCUUGUCUUCUCGAAUCCCGUUCCAUCGGCAGCCCUGCACAAUCUUCCGGGCUCCUCCGCAUGCAGUGGUGGGAUCCUGCGAUGCGUCUCCUCCCUUUCUGCCUCAAUAUCAUCGUCAGCUUCGUCUAGACUGCGUCCACAUCGCGGUCCGCCGUCGGGUAGACACGACUCAAGUAAAAGAAGUAUCCCUGGGCCCAGUGGCGGCAGGUCAGCGGGUCGUGCCUCUCAGACCUCAAGUGGAAAUGGUGUCUACAUUCAGCAUCAUCAUCACCAUCAUGCGCAGACAUCGACGCAGCAGCAGCAACAACCACAGCAUCAACAGCAACAGGGCUCGGGCAUUAAUUAUCGCAUUUUACAACUCAAGCUGGCUUUCGGGGAUGUGGCCUCGCAGUUGGUUCUGCUGCAGGAGAUUAAUCAGGCCCUUCUUAUGGGUUCGGAUGAAUCACUUGCGGGUCUCGCUGUACAUGACCUUGUAUCGGCCAUUGUGGAUCUCUUGGACUCCGAGAAGUCACUGGCUUCUCUACCGGAUGAGGAGGUGGUCGAGCUGAAGAACCUCAGUUGUAAUAUCCUCGCACACCUCAUGGACGUGAUGCCUAAGGCUGCGGACGCGGUAGUGAUGGCCGUGCCUCUCCUUCUCAAUACCAUGUCUUGUAGCUUCGUUGGUGACAUUCUGGAGAGAAUUAUCAACGUUCUCGAACAGGUUUCUCGACGGAAUGGACGACAGGUUUUGCUCUAUGGUGGUGUCACUACGGUAAUGGGCUACUACGAUUUCGUGACGGUGGCGCAACAUCGAACAAUCCUCUCCAUGGUAGCGAAUUGUUUUGCCGAUGUGCGCCGUGACGACUUUUUCACUCACAUUGUCGGCUGUUUGCCGAGCCUGUGCGAGCGUCUGGCUUGUGAAGGUCCUGGCUCCUCCACUGAACCACGGUGUGUGGAACGCGUCUGCCUCUGCUUCGCUCGUCUCAUUGAGGCCUUUAAAGGCGAGCCAGAGAAGCUGAGAGAAAUCGCCUCUUUUGGACUGUGCCAACAUCUCAAGCAUCUGAUGAUUGCCUCGCCUCCCAUCGUUUCCAACAUGAAGGACAUUGCCUACAUGCUUGCAACGCUGUGCACAUACUGCCCUGACCUGGCUGUUGAUAUUCUAACAAUGGGCUAUGCGGAGACUAUCUACACUUUACUGACAGAUCAAAAGCCCCACGAAAUGACUUUCCACUUACCAGGUCCAAAAACCCAUAUGACUGGACCAAGGUGUACCUCGAGUCGAACGAAUAUUGCUCGAUGCCUGGAGAAUCGUGGAGUCGAGAAUGUCUAUGCCAUAAUUCACCUCAUAAGCGCGAUGCUUCCUCCUAUUCAAGACAAUGGUGUCAUCCUCUGCCCGCCAAAUAUCUUCACCUCACGUACGUCAACAAGCACUGCCAAAACAACCGACGUACGAACAGUGCUGUUUCAACAGCAGUGCAAAGCCUUUGAGGAUAUUGUGAGCCGUGGGAAGAGGAAAACCAUCGUGGAUGAUAGUGAAAAGACUCGAGGAGAUGCUGAUGCUAAUGCCGGCUCUAGCAAAUCUAAUAACUUGGUAUUAGUAAGAACGGUUCAUCUGCUUCUUCCCAUGCUUCUUGAUCUCUACACCGAGCUGAAUAGUACUGCCCCAAGAAUGGAAUGUAUUGAAGCCAUUCGGAGAAUUGUUUACAAUGCCAGUCCUUUUGUGCUCUCCUGGAUGGUGUCGCCUCGUUCAAUGUCUGCCAUGGUCGCCGACAUGCUUGGCAGCCCUGAGUUUGCCUUGAUUGCGGCCGGUCUGCAACUUGCCAACCUCUUUAUCACACGCAUCCCUCAAGUCUUCGCUAUUUACUUCCGCAAAGAGGGCGUUCUUUUUCACCUCCAGCGACUUUCCUCUCUGGCCUCGGAGAAUAAUAAGAAGGAGGACGGUUCUGGCGCUGAGGAAUCUGAAACACCGGCCUCCUCUGAGGCGAAUAAGCAAGUACUCUUUACGCCUUUGAUGGCUACACUCCAAGCCAGUCCCACCGUUUCUUCGGCUUCAUUAGCACCUCCUCAACACCCAAGGUCAUCGUCCCAUUGGAUUUCAGGGGUUUCACCAACACUCUCCUCUGCUGUGGCUGAUCAAUCUGCGUCUUCACGUCUUCGAUUGCGAUCUCAGAGUCCCAAUAUAUGUGAUAUGAAUGUCUUAGAGCCCUUGGCACAGGCGACUCCAGAAUCAUCCAUUUCUUCGUCGUCUUCCUCAUCUUCCACACUCGAUAUAGACCUGAAUGCAGAGGCCGCUCAAGCUUCUCCCAGUGCAACUGCUACCUCUGAUGUUGCUGGUAGUUGCCACGACAGUAAUCUCCGCGCCUGGAUUACGGGUCAGUGCCAAGAUCUUUACGAUCGCAUCCAAGUGCUCGUAGGGAAUCCACCGAGGCCCGACACCCUGGCGUCGAAGGCGUUGGCUGGGUCGGGAUCCGGAGCGGUGGGAAACAGGAAGGCGACGCGUCGACACUCUUCCUCUUCCCCCACCCUGCAGACCCCACAGGGAGUGAUUCCGCGUGACCUCGUACCCGAGUUGGAGGCGCUGAGUCAUCAACUGAUGGCCGCCGACGAGCCGGCUGCAUGGGUCACCGGUCUAACACGUCUCGCCAACCUGCUGACUCAAACCAUCCUCUCCGAGGAUGAGGCUCCGUCUCCGUUCGAGGUUCAACAAAGUGGUCUGCUGGACUCUCUUCACGUCUUUCUAACGCAACCCACAGAGAGGAAAUUAAGACUCUUCUUGCUACUGAGGCUCUUCGUGGGACCGCAGUAUACCGAAAACAUAAAUUUAAAGAAAAUUGUCGAAAAACCUAAGAUUUUGGCCCAGGCUAAAAGCGCGCUGCAGUCCCUGAAACACCAGAACAACGAGCGGUCGGUGUAUGAACUCGCCUUCCCAAUGCUCAUCACCUGCCUCCUUGACUGUCUUCACCAACAGGAGCACUUUCAAGUUGUGACUGGUCCCACCUCCCUGGCCAAUGCAGAGGCUUGUGCAGAAGAAGCACUGGUGUUGGUGGAUCAGGGCAGCGGCGAAAGUAAUGACUCCCAGGUCGAAACGCGACAUAGACGUAGCGGCGCAAUGUCUAAUCGAAGGGUAGGUAGUGGAGGGGAAGGAGGCGGCCCUUCACACUCCCCCUGUGAUCAACCGCCACUCCGUCCAUUACCCCGUCGUUGGGCUACUUUGAUGCCGGGUUUUCUCAAACUGGAACUGGUUCGACAAGUGGACGAGCCCCCCAGUACUGCUAUCACCACCGCCACCUCCUCGUCCUUGUCAAGGAAAACGGCGGCAGAGGGCGAGGCCUCAGGAAAAGGCACCUUCUGGGAGAACGCCCCUACCACUCUACCUAUUCACGCUAAUGCGCUCAUCACAAUUUCGCCUCGUUUUUGGCUCUACACAACGGCUAAGGAGCUGGGCCUGUCGGUCGUCAGGCUUCUGAUGCGCAAAAUUCAAAAUAUCGAAACAAACCUUCAGCGUCUAUUAAUACAGCGAAGUUUCAUCACUUCAAUAAUGUGUGGACCCGAGGAUCAUCGCGAUAUUCGAUCCAUAGGCGAAGAGAAUGUUGGUUUACCCUUCACACACCCCACUUCUCAACAUAUUCCCCAUCGACGACGAUUCUACCGUCGUCACGAGCUGCCUGCAUCACCUAUUGAGGACCCGACCUCAUCAAAGACGCGCUCUGUUCACUACUCCUCCGCAUUUGACAAUUCACGGCAUGAAAAGGCUCCUGCUCACUUAUCUCCUAGCUCUCAGCCCCAUGAGGCACUUAAUCUAAGUCUCGACCAUGAUGCUGACGCUGACAAGGCGUCUACUUCAAAGUCUAGAGAAGCUUCGCGUCCCAAAAGCAUGUCCCUUCUGGCGGCUUUCGGAAUGCUCCAGUUCGCUGGCUCCUCCACAUCACCCCCUUCUUCAAUGGCAGCAGCAGCAGCCCCCGCGUUCUCCUCUCGGCCCCCUGUUCUCCCAGAGACAGUCUCUAACGUGCUGCAUUCCCAUGGCCGGCCCGGUGUAAGGAAGGACUACUCCCACUCGCAACAGACGCACCCACAUCAGCACCACCCCACAUCAAAUCGUCAUCAACGCCAGCACCAGCAUCAACACCAUCCAUCAGCUCAUCCCGCCCUUGCUGCCUCCUGUGUGGUGGGUGACCUCUUUGAGAACGCUACGCUUGGUGGUGGAGGUAUGCACGCUGUGGUGCCAGUGAUUUACGUCGGCGGAACGCGUGUUCCAGACCGAAUGCCGCUUUAUCAGGCCAUUCGUGCGUUCUCCAUGGAUGUCAUUGAGCAGAGUCGCCAACUUUUGGCUGAUCAUCGGUUCUCGAUGACUGAGCAAAACCGGGAAGACAGGAUAAAUGCUUUCAUGUGGCGUCAUAUUCACACGGUUCACUACCGUUUGGAGAAGACUACUGUUUCCGCCGUAUCCUCAUCAUCAACCACCUCUUUUGCUGACUCUCCAACGGCUCUAUUGUCUCCUGCCUCUCUCUUCCUGAGGGGUGUGACUUCAGGCAUUUCAGGGGGCAUUUUGGCUCCUUCCUCGGCCUCUGCACCCAGUACCCCCACAGCUAACUUCAAUUCAAGUACCACCACCAUCACCGCAAGCAGCACAAACACCAAGCACUCACCCACCUCGUCUCUCUCUGCAGCAAUAAGCUGUUUGAAGCGACCACGACGUCUCGACGAGAUGUCCAAUCUGCCGACUCAGUCAACGGGCAAAUCACCGUCCUCACGACUUCUGACUUUCCUGGAGCCGUUUACAGAUUUCUACGCCAUUUCUAACGGCUACAUGGCUCCCACUUUGUUUCUGCUUCGAGCUCUUUAUGGGCUGUGCGAGGUCGGAAAUACCUUAGACGACUUGAUCGAACCUUUCCCCAUCAUUCCUGCGGAUCAUUUCCAAAGUCCAAAACUCUCUGCCAAGGCAUCACGUCAGCUGCAGGAUGUAUUCUGUGUGCUUGCAGGCAAUUUGCCCAGUUGGUUGGUGCAAAUCAUCACCACAUGUCCCUUCCUCUUCCCCUUCUCUGUUCGACAGAACUUCUUCUAUGUUCACAACUUUGACCGGGACCGAACUAUUCUUCAUCUGCAAGAUUCCAUCCUAAACGGAUCCAUGGAUAAUGAAACGCCAGGUGGUGGCAACGGUAGUGGUGGUGGUGGUGGCGGCGGCGUAAAUGCAGGAAUAGGCGGCGUCGGUCACUCCUCAUCUCCCCUACCACGCCUCCCUCAUUAUUACCAUUCCUACGGCGCUUUUCGUCUUGGUGGCUUUGAUGGUGGUGCCAAUUCUGCCACUGCCAUCCUCGAAAGCCUCCUCAUGGAGUCGGUUUCUCAAGUUCAACGGUACAAGAUAACAGUUCAUCGUGAUCCCAAGCGUCUACUCCGUGCUGCGGAGUCGGCAUUGAAUGAGCUCCGCGAUUCGCGUUCCAUUCUCGAGAUUGCCUUUGAGGGGGAAGUAGGUUUUGGUCUUGGACCAACUCUGGAGUUCUACACGCUGGUGAGUCACCAGCUCAUGACUGCUAGUCUAAAUCUUUGGCAUGGACACAACUACACCGAUGAGGGCUACAUAAUUGCACCCGCUCCUGGACUCUAUCCCAGACCCUUGGCCAAAAAUUUGCGUUCUUCACAGUCAAGAGAAGUGCGUGCGAAAUUUUUCUUCCUCGGCCAAUUGAUGGCGCGUUCGUUGCUAGACUGGCGACAGUUAGAUCUCUCCUUGUCGCCGACCCUGUUCAAGUGGUUCCUCUACACCCAAUCACCGGAGGAGGACUUGGUUCUCUGCAGUCCUCGUGUGGGUGUCACUGCAGCUGACCUGGCGUUAGUGGAUCCCCCCUUCGCAAAACACUUCCAAAGCCUCUUAAAAAUGAGUCGACGAAGGCAGGAGCUCCUAGAAGGCAGUAAAACUGCUGUGAUGGCUGCUGAGGAGGAGGUUCGAGCUAUCGACACGGAAAUUGAUGAUCUCUAUCUCUCGUUUGUACUUCCUGGCUAUCAGAUCGAGCUGUGCCGAGGUGGGUUGCAAAUAGCGGUUACUGGGAGCAAUCUGGCCGAGUAUCUCUACCUCUGUGCUAACUGGUUCCUCGUGGAGGGGGCUCGACGCCAGGUCAUCGCACUCAUUGAAGGCUUCGACUCCGUAUUGCCGGGCAUUCGAACUGGCAAGUUGGCCACCCUCUUCCGCCCGGACGAGUGUGAGGGCCUUUUUUGCGGCUCAGGUGGUUUCGGGGGUCUGUAUCGCGAUCAGUUGGCUUUGCUACGCACCUCUUCCCUCGUUUCUUCGAUGCCGUCGUUUGUUACGGCCACGAAGUCCGCCUCUCCUUCAUCUUCAGCGGUGGCUGCGGGCUGGGAUGUCGACACACUCAUGAAAUCCUGUCUCUGUGAUCACGGCUACACCCUGCAGUCGAAGGCUAUUCAAUACCUCUUUGAGAUUAUGUCAGAAUUUGAUGAGCCGCGCCGACGCCUCUUCAUUCAGUUCGCCACUGGCAGUCCACGUCUCCCCAUCGGAGGAUUUCGUGCAUUGAAGCCACCAUUGAAGAUAGUAAUGAAGCGGGAAGCCGAGGAGCGCGCUGAUCAGCAUUUGCCCUCAGUGAUGACAUGCCAGAAUUAUCUGAAGUUGCCGAACUACUCAACGAAGGACAUUAUGCGAGAGAAGUUGCUCUAUGCCAUCUACGAGGGCCAGCACGCUUUUCAUCUCUCCUAG
Echinococcus granulosus is the source of this 7563-nucleotide messenger RNA. Its product is annotated as putative E3 ubiquitin-protein ligase TRIP12. The record is from RefSeq and is a predicted model, not a curated record. The transcript has 27 exons. Gene Ontology annotation, cellular component: nuclear speck. Gene Ontology annotation, molecular function: ubiquitin protein ligase activity. Bases 1 to 7563 code for a protein of 2520 amino acids. NCBI's taxonomy places the organism in Eukaryota, Metazoa, Platyhelminthes, Cestoda, Cyclophyllidea, Taeniidae. Gene Ontology annotation, biological process: proteasome-mediated ubiquitin-dependent protein catabolic process; DNA damage response; protein polyubiquitination.